AUGGUUAUGACAAUGGAAGACGAAGAGUACAAUUACAGAGAAGUAAUUUUGCCUUCAUUGAUACCAGUAGUGCCAGAGCCAGCGCUAGAGAGGGAGACGGUGGAGAGGAGGAGAGGCAGAGAUAUAGUAAUAGCCGUGGAUCAUGGUCCCAAAAGCAAACACGCCUUUGAUUGGGCUCUUAUUCACCUCGUCAGGCUUGCUGAUACCAUCCACCUUGUCCAUGCUGUUUCCAGCGUCAGAAAUGAUAUUGUUUAUGAAACUAGUCAAGCUCUUAUGGAGAAGUUAGCUGUGGAGGCUUUUGAGGUUGCCAUGGUUAGUGAGAGUACAGCUCGAAUAGUCGAGGGGGAUGCCGGAAAGGUAAUUUGCAAGGAAGCAGAGAGGUUGAAGCCAGCAGCGGUGGUUAUGGGAACUCGUGGUAGAAGCUUAAUACAAAGUGUUCUUCAAGGAAGCGUGAGCGAGUAUUGCUUCCACAACUGUAAAGCCGCACCUGUCAUAAUUGUACCUGGGAAAGAAGCUGGAGAUGAAUCACUGAUAUAGGGGCAAUAAUUAACGUGAGAAACCAUUGGCCAUGAGAUUGAUUUGUUUGCUUGUAUGUAAUGUAGAUAGCUUGGUUGUUUGUAUGUGGUAACUACGUUACUGAGACACCUACCAAUUUAUUGUGUGUAAUUUUAUUGGUAUUUCUAUAUUGAAUUGCUUGAUUAGCAG
Hibiscus syriacus is the source of this 705-nucleotide messenger RNA. RefSeq lists its product as uncharacterized. The record is from RefSeq and is a predicted model, not a curated record. NCBI's taxonomy places the organism in Eukaryota, Viridiplantae, Streptophyta, Magnoliopsida, Malvales, Malvaceae. The coding region runs from base 1 to 537 and encodes 178 amino acids. The transcript has 5 exons.